Salvelinus namaycush (lake trout) is the source of this 3125-nucleotide messenger RNA. RefSeq names its product immunoglobulin-like domain-containing receptor 1. The record is from RefSeq and is a predicted model, not a curated record. Gene Ontology annotation, molecular function: high-density lipoprotein particle receptor activity. Lineage: Eukaryota; Metazoa; Chordata; Actinopteri; Salmoniformes; Salmonidae. The coding region runs from base 148 to 1821 and encodes 557 amino acids. The transcript has 7 exons. Gene Ontology annotation, cellular component: plasma membrane.
UCCCGAAAGGUGUCGGACAAGGAAGGAGCCGUCUUCAAGACAAAACACAAGACAGACAGAACAAUGGGGAGUCUGUUUAGGAGGAUAAUGUAGGUCUUUCCUUUUUUUAUAGAUAAUUAAUUGGACGAUAUAAUAUUUAUUAGUUUAAUGGAUCAAUCAUCAACGAUGAGGAGGUUGAUACUGGCCGCGUUCGUCCUCUCUUCCCUACCGACAGAGGUGCAGAGCGUCCAGGUGAAUGUUCCUCAGACAGAGAGGAGUACAGCUCUGUUUGCCUCCGUCAUCCUGAGGUGUGACUACUCCACCUCCGCUAGCCAGCAGGAUGUCCAGGUCACCUGGCGAUACAAGUCCUUCUGCAAGGACCCCAUCCUGGAGUAUUACUCCCAAGCGUACCAGAAUGCUCUGCAGCUGGGUCAGGACCCGGCCAAUGACUGCCCAGACCGCCAGCGCACGGUGAGGAUCAUCGUCCAGAAGAGAGGCUCCAACGAGGCCAUACUGGGCCCAGAGUACCGGGAACGCAAGAUCUCCGUCCAGAACAAGGCUGACCUGGUGAUCAAUGAGAUCAUGUGGUGGGACAACGGAGUUUACUACUGUUCUGUGGAAGCCACAGGAGACACCAGUGGCGGCUUGGAUGGCGUGAUCAGCCUCAUGGUCUACAACUGGCUGACGGUGCUGUUCAUGGUGAUUGGAGCUCUGCUCCUCAUCCUGCUCUUCUGUAUCUGCUGCUGCCAGUGUUGUCCUCAGAGGUGCUGCUGCUACGUCCGCUGCCCAUGCUGCCCACAGACCUGCUGCUGUCCUGAGAAAGCGGUGAUGCAGCACAGGAUGAUGAAGGAUGCCCAGAGGGCCAUGGGUCCAUGGAUGGGAGGUCAGCCUAUCUACAGCCCCAUGAGCCACGGCUCCUCACAGAUGAACCCUCUGCUGUAUGCAGGCUCCCAAUCAGGGAAGAGCAUCGCCAUGGCCCCCAUGCCCCUCCCCCCUCCCCCAUCUGGCUACAACAUGCCCCCCAGUGUCCACGCUGCCAGCAUCUACGGCAACCAACAUCCCGGCAACAAGCAGAUGCUGGACUACCUGGAGAGCCAGGUGAGGGGCAUGGAUGGGACCAGCCCCAUGAUGCAGCCCCAGCCCUACCACCAGCAGGUUCAGAUCAUACCUCCUCCCCCUCAGCACAUGAUGCCCCAGCACAUCCCCUUCUCAGCGGGUCCUCCCAGCAUGCUCUCUGGCCUGGACGACGGGGCCGUGGAGUACCGGGGGGUCAUCCAGAUGCCUCCCAUCAUAGAGCAGCCUGGACGAGGAGGUCGGAGAGGGGGCCAGCCACCGCUUGCUCCUAGAACAGGUCCACCCAGCUCCAGAGAAAGCAGCCGCAGCGAGAGUCGCUUCACCAAUCACCGUGACGACCGCAGCGAAGCCAGCGGGCGCCGUUACCCGUCGCCGUCAAGGAGCCGUGGCAUGCCAAGGAGCUACAGUGAAGACUUUCUGGACGGGGAGAGUCGGGGGGCGCGAGGUCGAAUGGGUUCACGUGACGACCUCAGCGACAGGGUCCCUCGAUCCCGCUCCAGAGACGACCUGUUCGAGGAGCAGCGUCGCGCCCCGCCUCCCAGCAACUACUCCCGCUCCCGCAGAGGGUCGUUCAGUUCAGAUGAGGAUGAAAACAGCAGCAGAGGAGAGGGCAGAGGUCACAGGAGAGGAGAGGGCAGAGGUCACAGGAGAGGAGGAGGAGGAGGAGGAGAAAUGUAUUCGGACAUCCCGCCCAGCUAUUCUGAAUACGAGCCGGGACAGAAACCACCAAGGAGGAAUGAGCGUUACUCUGUUAAAACUCUGCUUUAGUUAGUACACUGAAUAAACACUCCUAAACACACACACGCAAACCACACAAACAACUCCUUCAAAAGCAUUUACCAUCUGACAAUGGCAUUUGAUCCAUGCCUUCAAUUACACAUAAUCAUAUAAUCAGGCAGAUAUGAAAGAAUCACUCACAAAGACACACUGGUGCAUACUACUUGGUUUCGUCACUGCUUCCAUUCAGGGAGCCUUUAAUUAAUGUGUCCCACUACAGGACAAGAGUUCUGGCAGGAGGCACUGUGGUCAUCUGAUCUGGGCUCUCACUGGCUACCUCUCCUCUCCUUCUGCUGAAUGGCAUUACAACAGCCCCCUCUGUUGGUUGAACGCUCUCAGUGCAGAUAAGUGCCCAAUCUUGACAAUCUGUUGUGCAAACAAAAGCUGUGUGUACAGUACAGUAGUCAGCCAGCCAGUGAGUCAGCCCUCAACAGUAGAUGAGCAGUUGAAAGGCUCAGCAUUGGCAAAUCAGAGACUGUAGAAAGAACUGAGGUUGGGCAAUUUUGCAGAGCUAAGCAAUUGUCUUUGGUCAUCAGCCAUGUUGUCCUCCUCCUUCACCUUCGCUCUCUGUUUUCCUCCAUCCGCCCUACAUCUCUCCAUCUUGUAUUAUCCUAACGGGGAAAGAAAGGACUAAACGAGAUAAAUGAAUGACAGAAAGCACGAAUGAUAGCUGGCGGCAUGCAAUUCGACAUGUCGAUCUGAUUUUCCAGAUUCAUACUCUAGAACGUUUACAAUUUCUUAAACGUUUUUGAAGUUACUACACAUAUCUUAAGUUGACGUUUUGAAGGGUAUUUUGGUUUUAUAUUUUACAUUUUAUUUGUAUCAUUGCCAUAACAUUGUUAACAGAUGAGAAUAAUACAUAAUAUGCCUUAUUUAAUUGUUUGUCAAAAGUAAACCAGAAAACAAAAUGUUCCCUGUUUGUUUUUAGCUAUAGCCUAUGUAGGCUUGUACUCCAUGAUCACUCAGGUCCCUUUCUACAUGUUGUACAUGUAAAUAGUUUGAAUUGUGCGCUCUGUCUGGACAUCUUGAAUAUUCAGUUAUGUAGGUAUCGAUAUGACUCACGAUAUAUCAAAUGUCAGGAAAAUGAGCAAAGACGAUGUGCUGUUACUUGAAGUCAGUUUGCUUAGGGACUUAUCCAAUUAGAGGAAGCAAAACCACCACCAUAUCCUCAGGGUGAACUAGGCUUUGAUGUGAAGAUCACAGCUGUAUGAUUUGAUGUCUCUGGAUAGAAAAUGGUGGAGGUGUAAGUUACUCCCUCUUAGGGACAAUGAAGGAAACGUUUUCAAUAAAGUUAA